Messenger RNA from Carassius carassius (crucian carp), 623 nucleotides. RefSeq names its product serine/threonine-protein kinase prk-2-like. The transcript is spliced from 3 exons. NCBI's taxonomy places the organism in Eukaryota, Metazoa, Chordata, Actinopteri, Cypriniformes, Cyprinidae. Bases 14 to 616 code for a protein of 200 amino acids. The record is from RefSeq and is a predicted model, not a curated record. Gene Ontology annotation, cellular component: cytoplasm. Gene Ontology annotation, biological process: protein autophosphorylation; regulation of mitotic cell cycle; negative regulation of apoptotic process. Gene Ontology annotation, molecular function: protein serine/threonine kinase activity; ATP binding.
GUUUCUCAGACCUAUGUGUGAAGAGGCAGCUAUGAUGUUGAUGCUGCAAAGGCCUCCGUUCUGCCAACAUGUCAUACAGUUAUAUGACUGGUUCAUCACGGAGGAGCAGAAUGUCUUGAUAAUGGAAAAUCCCCAUCCCUGUGUGACCUUGCGUAAGUUCAUCAAAAAAAGCCCAGGUCAGCUGAGUGAAGAAAAGGCGAGACUCAUCAUGUGGCAAGUCGCCGUUGCUCUGCGUCACUGCUGGGAUCGUGGUAUUUUUCACCAAACCGAUCUGAGUAAUAUUCUCAUCAACACGGACACCCUGCAGUUGAAGAUAAUGGACUUUAGAUACGCAGAGCACAUCAUUAAAAAACGUCACGAAGAAGCUUAUUUAGAGGCGAGGCUCAGAGUGUCUGCUAAAUUGCAACCAGCUGAAAACCUAUACUUCGUGCUGGAUGCGCUCAUCAAAACCAUUAGACAUCCGUGCUGGAAAAAAGCACACCUGUCCAGAGAAUGCACAGAUCUUCUUGGGAAACUUGGGCAUGGAGGGCCAUCAGCGAUUGACACCUUAGAGAACAUCUUAGAUCAUGCCUGGUUUAGAGACCGCUCCACAGUGAAUGAAGCAGAAGGAAAGUGAAAAGAGA